This is a messenger RNA of Brugia pahangi, 300 nucleotides long. Lineage: Eukaryota; Metazoa; Nematoda; Chromadorea; Rhabditida; Onchocercidae. The record is from the annotation of a GenBank genome assembly.
AUGUCAGGUGGUUGUUCAUCAUCGCAGAGCUCCCUUUUCGGUAUUUACGAAGAGUCAUUAUUCCACAGUACACCUUGUAGUACACUCAAAUUCGAAUCAUGCACGGUCGUCAAUUUUAUCAACAGCGAAAUAAAUAAACAACAAAUGGUUUGCAUGGAUGAAGCAUUUAUAAUGGAUAUAUCAGCUACAACAAGAAAUCGCUACUGGUUACGUGAAAGAAAACAAAAUAUUUAUAAAAUUAAAGAUACUGAAAAGAAAGGUACAAGCGGUAAUAAUAACAAAAAGAGUCAAAAAAAGUAA